Messenger RNA from Fonticula alba, 905 nucleotides. RefSeq lists its product as hypothetical. The transcript is spliced from 6 exons. Lineage: Eukaryota; Rotosphaerida; Fonticulaceae. The record is from RefSeq and is a predicted model, not a curated record. The coding region runs from base 75 to 716 and encodes 213 amino acids.
GCCUCUCUCCCCCCACCCUCCCCGAUCUGCCCCUUUUUUGCUCCUGCCCAAACUCCGCCCUUUCUCGCCACACGAUGGUCCGCUUCUUCCAGAGCACUGCCACCGAUCCUCCGACCAUGAUCUACGUCGGUCGCGACAAGGAGGAGAACGAGGACCUCAUCAAGCAUGGCUGGGAUGAGGAUGUCUGGUUUCACGUUGACAAGCUCUCAUCGGCUCACGUCUACCUGCGCAUGAGCCCUGGCAUGACCUGGGACAACCUGCCUGAGGCGCUGCUGAACGAUUGCGCGCAGCUGGUCAAGGCCAACAGUAUUGAGGGUAACAAGAAGGACAACAUUUCCAUCAUCUACACCCCCUGGUCCAACUUGAAGAAGACCGGCGCCAUGGAUGUCGGCCAGGUGUCCUACCACAACCCGAAGCUCGUCCGCUACGUCAAGGUGGCCAAGCGGUGCAACAUCACGGUCAACCGCCUGAACAAGACCGAGCGCAUCGAGUUCCCGGACCUGCGCGCCCAGAAGGAGGAGCACCUGAACAAGCUGGCCUUCGAGAAGCGCGAGCACCAGCGCCAGCUGGACAACCAGUCCCGCGAGCAGCAGCGCCUCGCCCGGGAGGAGAAGGAGCGCAACAGCUACGACCGGCUCUUCGAGAACACCGGCUCCAUGCUCUCCAACAAGGAGGCCAGCAUGCUGGGCAUCGAUCUGGAGGAGGAUUUCAUGUGAGCGCUUGAGAGAGCCGUCCUCCCGUGUAGCUUCCCUCCCCCUCCCCCCUUUCUCGCAUGUACGCGCGGCUCAAACUCCCGCGCCACACUCGGGCCUCGGACACAUCCUGCGCAGGCUUGCCCUGGAGAAUGCCCUCCCUUUGCCACCUCCCGAAUACACCCCUGUGCGCGCACACGCGCUUCACACCCA